Messenger RNA from Penicillium argentinense, 1689 nucleotides. RefSeq lists its product as uncharacterized. Lineage: Eukaryota; Fungi; Ascomycota; Eurotiomycetes; Eurotiales; Aspergillaceae. Bases 1 to 1689 code for a protein of 562 amino acids. Gene Ontology annotation, biological process: transmembrane transport. The record is from RefSeq and is a predicted model, not a curated record. Gene Ontology annotation, molecular function: transmembrane transporter activity. The transcript has 4 exons.
AUGGUAGACUUUAACUUCAAAGAUCUGUUCUCGAACAAACAGCGACGAGCGUUCCCCGAAGUCGUGGUGCCCCUCGCCAGUUCCAACGCGACUACUACCAAGGACGAUGGCUCCAACAGCUCUCUCGACCGCGCAUCCAGCCAGGAGAAUGGCUGCAGUGCCGGCCCGGUCAGGCGUAGCUCACUGACUUUGGAAGCUCUCCGCGAGGAGGUCGAUUCCAGUAUCGCUGCCUCCGGUCACGACACUAUCUAUGAUCGCAAGGCGAAGGUGAUUAACCGCGCUAUCCAGGACAUUGGUAUGGGUCGAUACCAAUGGAGUCUGUUCGUUCUCUGCGGCAUGGGCUGGGUUGCCGAUAACUUGUGGUUGCAGGGUGUUGCUCUUACCUUGACACCUGUCUCCAUGGAGUUCGGUGUCUCCGAAAACGCCUCCCGUUUCGCUACUUGCGCUCUCUUCGUUGGUCUCAUUGUCGGUGCUUCCUUCUGGGGUAUCGCCUCUGAUGCCAUCGGUCGUCGACCCGCUUUCAAUUGCACUCUUUUCAUCUGUGGUACCUUUGGUCUCGCUGCUGGCGGUGGAUCUAGCUGGGUCGGCGUUUGUGCUCUGUACGCCUGCCUAGGUCUUGGUGUCGGUGGUAAUCUGCCUGUUGACGCGGCCGUUUUCCUCGAGUGCCUGCCUCCUGAUUCGGCCAACAUUCUGAGUGGUCUGGCUACCUGGUGGUCGAUUGGUACUCUGAUCGCCAGUAUGCUGGCCUGGGCCUUUAUCCCCAACUUCUCAUGUGAGACCUAUGCCACCUGUGACAAGUCCAACAACUGGGGUUGGAGAUAUCUCGUUCUCAGUCUGGGCGCCAUCACUUUCUGCAUGUUCCUUUCCCGGUUCCUCUUCUUCACUCUGUACGAGUCGCCCAAGUUCCUGGUCUCUCGUGGUCGUCAGGACGAAGCCGUCGCCGCUGUCCAGGGUAUCGCCCACAAGAACAAGACCACGACCUGGCUCACUGAGGAGAUCCUCAACGAGAUCGGCGGUGUGGCCGAGAAGCACGAGAAGGAGUCCUUGUCCACCGUGGAAAUCAUCAAGCGAUCCCUGGAGCGCUUCUCCGUCCAGCAGGUCAAGCCUCUCUUCCGGACCAAGAAGCUUGCCAUCACCACCAUCCUAAUCUGGUUCUGCUGGACCUGUAUCGGAAUGGGCUACACCCUCUUCAACGCCUUCCUGCCGCAAUACCUGAGCUCCAACGCCACCUCCACCUACGAGACCUAUCGCAACUACGCCAUCACCGCCGUCUGCGGUAUCCCUGGUCCCCUGUUGUCUUGGGUCAUGGUCGACAUCCCGUAUAUUGGCCGCAAGGGCACAAUGGCAUUCUCCACCGUCGUCACCGGUGUCCUUCUCUUCUGCUUCACCGCCACCAAGGACCCCAACGUCCAGCUCGUUUGCUCGUCCCUGGAAUCUUUCUUCCAGAUGAUGAUGUACGGUGUACUCUACGCUUACACCCCAGAGGUCUUCCCUGCCCCGAACCGUGGUACUGGAUCUGGAAUUGCUAGCUGUCUGAACCGCAUUGCUGGUCUUAUGGCUCCUAUAAUCGGUAUUUAUGCCAGCACUGAUCCCCAGGCACCUAUCUAUGCUGCUGGUGCCCUCAUUCUGGCCUCUUUCUUGGCUAUGAUUUUCCUGCCUAUUGAGACGGCGGGUAAGCAGACUAUGUAA